Pocillopora meandrina is the source of this 1890-nucleotide messenger RNA. The record is from the annotation of a GenBank genome assembly. Lineage: Eukaryota; Metazoa; Cnidaria; Anthozoa; Scleractinia; Pocilloporidae.
AUGUACUACUGCUUCGAUUGCGGACGAUUCAUGUGCCCUGAUUGUUUCAACGCACAUGAAGUGCUCAAGAAGUCUUUUCAAGGACAUAAAGUCACGCCAGUUCAAGACUUCAAAGUAGAAGAUUACGAAGCAUUGUUGAGGCGGCAACCGUUUUGUUCUCAAGAGUUCCACGAGAGAGAAAUUACACGGUUUUUUUGCUCGCAGUGUAAGGUUUGCAUUUGUCCAAUUUGCAUAGUCACGGAUCAUCAAAACCACAAAGUUGUUCUUCUCGACAAAGCAGCCCACGAGGAAAAGGAUAACAUCAUGUCGGGCGCAAAAUUGAUCAAGAAUAUGGAAAGCGAGCUCCAGGAAGUCAUUAGGCAGUUUGAAGAAACCAUUUCUAAGCUGGAAAGCAAUAUGGCAACGGCUAAGCGAAGCGUCAAGCAAGCAGCUGAACAAAUGAUCGCAAAUAUUCGAGAGCGCGAGCGAGAGGCGUUGGAAUCCCUGGAGGCAACACGCGUGUCGAGACUCCAUAUAAUUAACUCGGCUAAACGGGAAGUGCAAUCCUUAGUAAAACAAAUUAACCAAGCAGCUCAGUUUGCAGAAAAUCUGGUGCAGAGAACCUCAAGCUCGGAUAUUAUGCAGAACAAAGAAACUUUAAAGACCAAAUUUGAAGAGCUUCUGCGAGUUGAAGUUCCAAAACAUCAGCAGACGUCAUUCGUCAAAUUCACUGCGACAUCUCAAAAGGACUUAAAACUGGGUUUUAUUGAAGUCACUGAAGACACCGCAAAGGCUGCUAAAUCAACAAUAGAAGGAUUAGAUAAAACUUUGCAGGCUGGUGUGGAAGCAGAGUUUACGUUAUGUCCAAAGACAUCUGGAGGAGAGAUGAGUAACGAGGCUAAUCUUAAAGGUCGUGUCGAACUGUUAAUUAAACCCGUCAAGGAUGUUAGAGACGUGGUUGUCGAAGAGAAAGUAGACGGCAAUCUUAGAUUGAAGUUUACUCCCAAAGCACCUGGCACCUGUAGCAUUGAGGUGAAGAUUGAUGGCGAUAAACUGCCGCACUGUCCCACGACAGUGCAUGUUAAAGAACGUGAACUUGUGGUCAGUCAGUUAAAGUUACAGCUCUUUAAAAGGGACGCGCUUGAACGGUUAUAUGGAAUUGCUGUGAAUACAGAAGGCCAGAUAAUUUUGACAGAUAACAUUGGCCAUUGUGUUUAUGUCUUUGACAAAAAUGGCAACUGUUUAAGAAAAAGUAGAGGCGAGGGUAGCAAUUCGGGACAAUUUCAGUACCCGGAUGGUAUUUCGUUGUUAAAUGACAACGAAGUCCUAAUUGCAGACUUUGGGAAUUCCACAAUACAACGACUUAAUAUUCACACAGGAACUGUAGUAAAAAGUUUUGGGAAAAUCGGUGAAGAAAAAGGAGAGCUAAGAAAUCCAAUAGACGUUACCGUCGACGAUGAAGGGCGCGUUGUUGUAACCGAGUGGGGAAAUAAUAGGAUACAGGUGAUGUCAGACCAGGGACAGUCUAUUUUCACAUUUGGAGACAAAGGCCCAGAGAAACUUGAUGGUCCAACCUGCUGCAUUCGUUACAAAAACAUAUUUCUCGUAUCUGAUGGAGGCAAUAACUGCAUAAAAGCUUUUGAUCAGUCAGGAACAUUCUUAUACAAGUUUGGCAAAGUAGGGUAUCAAGAUGGACAAUUUACAACGCCGAAUGGUUUGCUUGUAGACAGCUCCAAUAAUCUUCUAGUAUGUGACUUUGGCAAUAACCGAGUUCAACAGUUUUCUUUAGACGGUCGCUUCAUAGGCAAAAGUAUCACUCGUUUAUCUAAUCCUACGGCGAUAACAAAAGCAUCAGACGGGCGCAUUCUUGUUGCUAGCAAUGAUGAGAAAAAAGUGUAUAUUUUGAAAUAG